GCGAGAUGGCGAUUGCAAUGGCGCUGUCAAGAAUGCCACCGCCGAUGAUCGGGCACGCGAUCGGCAAUGGAGAAGCGGCAGGGCCUGGCAAAUGCUAUCAGCUGGAGGAAAGGCUGAUGGAUCUCGAGAGGCACCAGGUAAACAGAGUGGUGCCGGCAAUCAAGCAAUGGAUCCGGGAAGGAAAUAGUGUGACCAGCUGUGGCCUGGAUCGUGUAGUGCGGAGGCUUCGCUCCAGGAAGCGCUAUCUUCAAGCUCUCAUGGCUGUGGACUGGGUUGCAAACGAGAAAGUGAUCCCAUUCGGCUACCACGAAACUCUCCAGCGCCUCGACCUUUGCUCGCGUUGUCACCACGUAACGAGGACACUUCUACUCUUUCGGAGGCUUCCAAAGCAGUGGAGGGGUGAGGACGCCUACUGCAUUCUUCUCGAAAUGUACUACAAGAGGGACAUGCUGGAGGACGCGGAGAAGACAAUGCAAGAGCUGAGAGGCAUUGGGAUCAAAAGCUUGCAACCUUACCAUCUCAUGCUCUCGUUUUACAAGCUCCGGGGCAUGGAAAUGAGGUUUGAGCGUAUGGUGACGGAGAUCAAGGGCUCCGGGUUGGCACUCGAUCGCUCUUUCUAUACGAUUCUGCUGGCUGCUCGUGACAGCUUUGGAGGUGACAUGGUUGCUGUGGAAGACGUUCUAGCCGAGAUGGAAGGCAGAGGUUUGAAACUCGAUGCAGUGGGGUGCUUGGCGGUGGCUGGGAUUUAUCUCAGGAGUGGACUGCGCCACAAGUCGGAACGGGUCUUACAGAGGUUGGAAAAGUCACUCAAGUCAGGUGAAUUCAAGUACUCGAAUUCUAUACGAAGGAGGAUGCUGGCCAUGUUUGGGAAACUAGGAGACAGGGAUGCAGUUGACAGGAUUUGGCAUUCAAUAGAGCGCUCUGCAAGUACUACCGUGGAGGACUUCAUCUUUGGCAUUGAAGCGUUUGGUAGAGUGGGAAAGAUGGACGAAGCCGAGGAUAUGUAUAUGCGAGUAGGAUGCAACAGCUGCAAUCCGAGGCUACACAAUGCCUUUCUCGCUGUCCUCGUGGAGCAGGGUGAUGUGAUUCGAGCCGUUGCUUUAGUGGAACGUAUGAAGGGUGUCAGAUGUCUUCUGAGCACGGUCACUUAUCAUCUUCUCAUCAAGGUCUACCUGAAGGCUGGCGAUGUGAGCCGAGCUACGCUUGCAUUCGAGAGCCUAAGAUCGGCUUUCGGGAAACUGGAGUGGCCGCGUCCUUCUUCAGAAACACUAGCGGUAAUGCUGGAGUUUUUCGUUGGAACAGGAGACGUGCAGGCCAGUGAACGUCUUGUCAAGAAGUGGAUGGAAGAUGGCUUUCCCUUGAGUGCCGCGGUUUUCCACUCCCUUGUCAGGGUAUAUGCGAAAGGCGGAGCUGGUGUUGACAACUUUCCUGGACGAAUGCUCAGUGCUGGAGUUGAGCCAACUCGUGAGACGGAGCAGCUUUUGAGGCAAAUCUCGACGUUUUUGCGCGAGAACAGCAAAAAAGAUUUUCCUUGAUCCGAUCGCCGAGGUGAAACAAGUUCAUGCAGAUGGCUACGUACUAGGCACUUACUGGUAAGCUGACGUCCACCCCUUUCUGCAUUUCUUCGAUCCACUCUCCAGUGGUCUGAAAUCGCAUGUGGACUGCGAUUAUUUGCAGGUCUGAUUUGAAGCUGCAGUGUGUGCUGCUGCAGACGAAAGUGAGACGAGGAGAAGGAUGGCUUACUUUCUCGGUGGUGGAAAGCCUCCUGAUCUCGAUCGGUUUGAGAAUGUGAUCUACUUCUUCCAAGUCGCUCCCGCCCUCAAGACCGUCCAUGAGCUCCCAGCUGGCAGAGAGCUCUGAGGUGCCGCCUGUUUGGAUAGUAUGCAUCCCAUUGCAAGAUCAGUGGGCGAGUCCUUGUGCUGCCUGGCCUGCAAUUAUUUAUUCUCUGGCAAUGAUGGCAAGGUGGUAGAUUGUGGAGGUGGCACUCAUUGCAGAGGAGAUUCGGUUUGCAAGAAAGGAAUGGGUUUAGAUCCGAGUUAAGAGACCCACACUCGGAAUAUCUCGGGUGGAUUGGCGUGGAAGCCAUGGCAUGGAGAGAAAAUUCCGUCGAAUCGAAGAUUUGAUAACUGACAAAACAAGCCAAGUCCAGGAAUCGCUUGGGAUGAAAUUAUGUUCCUGAAAA
This is a messenger RNA of Selaginella moellendorffii, 2182 nucleotides long. RefSeq names its product pentatricopeptide repeat-containing protein At1g80270, mitochondrial. Gene Ontology annotation, molecular function: protein binding. The transcript is spliced from 3 exons. Gene Ontology annotation, cellular component: mitochondrion. The record is from RefSeq and is a predicted model, not a curated record. NCBI's taxonomy places the organism in Eukaryota, Viridiplantae, Streptophyta, Lycopodiopsida, Selaginellales, Selaginellaceae. The coding region runs from base 6 to 1535 and encodes 509 amino acids.